Trichoplusia ni (cabbage looper) is the source of this 1999-nucleotide messenger RNA. RefSeq names its product ABC transporter G family member 7-like. The coding region runs from base 449 to 1369 and encodes 306 amino acids. The record is from RefSeq and is a predicted model, not a curated record. The transcript has 5 exons. Lineage: Eukaryota; Metazoa; Arthropoda; Insecta; Lepidoptera; Noctuidae.
UUGUGACGUAAAUGCUUUCAAUAAAUUGUGGCAAAUAAUAUUAUUUUUAGUUGUGAAGGACCCGUCACACGUCAUAGACUAUUUAAGGAAGCAUUAUCCACAAUGGGCAGAAUACGCGGACAAAAAUGAUGACGUUAUUGAGAAAUCAACGAUUAAAAAUGACUACAAUGUACUAAGAACGAGUGGAAAACAUCUGAAUAAGCUGAAAAUAGACAGCAGCAAGAACAUAUCACUUAACACACAAGAAGAUGUAAAUAAUACAUCGAAAACAAUCAAACUCGUUAAUCAAAUUAAUAUUAAAAAUCAAAACAUUGACAAAACAUUGGAAAAUCAACACAAAACAGUCAUAGACACAAAUGUUAAUAAAAAUAUUAAUAUAACUGAAUAUAUCAAUUAUCAAGAUAUAUCAAAAUUCAAAGAAUAUAAUAAUAAAAAAGAAAUACCAAAUAUGAUAGGAACAAAUAAUAUUAUAGAUUCAAAAAAGAUAAGAGAAAGCCUAGAUUUAGACGCCCUAGAUUAUUCAGAAAUUGAAUAUUCUAAACAUACUGAUAAUCGAAUAAAUAACGAAGAAGUUGUUAACAAUAAUAGUGAUGCGACAAUAUCUGAUAUCGAUAAUUAUUUAAUCGAUAAACAAACUAUCAACAAUGAUAUUGUAGUAAUAUCGGAUGACAGCACUAGUCCAGAUGAAAAUACAGAUCAAAAUAAAUACAAAAAUAAUUCGAAAAAUAACGAUAUCCCAAAACCGUACAAUAUUAACUCGAAAUUCAAUGAAAAUACGUCAAAAAUGUACAAUAUUAUUCCGAAAUUUAAUGAAAAUACCCCUAAACCCUACGAAAGUAGUAAAAAAAUCGCUAUAUUAAACGAAAGCUACACCAAAAAUGGUAAUUCACUUCGCGAUGAUAAUACAAACGAUUCUGGUUUUGAAAACGAUAGCACUUUCGCUCUAUCAGCUGUGAAAUUAUUCUUCAGUGAACUUUGCAGUACUUUCAGAAUUACGCAUAAAUUAAUUGGCCAAUGUCGUCUGUUAAUAAGUAAAGAAGAUUUAUGUGAAAUGAAAAAAAAACAAUUGCGGUAUCAAGCGAGCAAGUCCUUAGAAUAUUUAACGCCCAUAAUGCAGCAUUUAGAAAGCAUUAUCAAAAGGGAAUCAGCAGAGGAAACGGUUUUAAAGAGCUUAUUACUGAAGGCUGGUUUAGAAGCUAGCAUGGACAAGAGAAUGACGCACUACAGGCAAAUUGCGAUCAAAUUCUUGGAACAAGCUCACAUAUUAGAAUUUGGUUUAAAAUCUAUAGUUUCCAUAACAAAUGGUAAUUUCACAGCUUUACCUGCGACCGAAGUGACCACUUCCAAUUAUUUCAAUAUAUUCGAAUAAAUUAAAGAAUAAGAAAAUAAACCUUAAUCCGUUGUAAUAAAGUGCUGAUUUGUUCAUCAAUGACGAAUAUCCUUAUAAACAUUUGGUUGACUGCAUAAAGUUUUGGUUAUUGUUAUUGAGUAUUAUUGAUUUAUAUAAAACUACAAAUUAUCCCCGCAAACGUUGUUUUAUCGUAUAAAUAAUUAAAUUUUCUAAGCAAAAUCUGAAGAAAUUGUUUACAUUCGAAUAAAAAUAUUGACGGGUGGACUACCCUUAACAUAGCAUAAAAGAUAGAUCUACCCAAUAUGUUUAGUUUACCCAUAAACACCGCGACGCGCGAAUUUAUAUACCUACUUAUAUAACAUAAAAACUAUGUAUAAUUUGCUUAUCAUUUAAAUUGUAAUAGAAUUUAAUUAAGUUCGUCUGAAAAGUUCCUAUCUAAUUAUGUAAGAAAUUGACUGAAUAAUAAUUUAGUUUCAUGUUAUCGUUGGAGUUUAAUAAUAAUUAUAUGUCAAUAAUAGGGUUUUUGACUAAAAUCUUAUAAUGUGAUUCUGUUUAGUCCGUCAGACAGACUUUCCAGUGAUAUUAAAAGAGUGUUUUUUUCAUUUAAUCACAUCGUUUAAAAGUAAGAAAGAUAAAAAGCACUUAAGC